CUCGUACAUCAACUUCGUUAUCGAUGCUUGCCGUAUUUCCACAAACCUGGCAACAUUUCAGGGACAGCUGACUACCGACCGCCUCAUUCACUCGCGCCGAACUUGUGCUGCCACGGCAGCGAUCAACUCAUACCAUGGGAUGGUCCGACGAAUCGGCUGAGUGAAUCCCAUGUGUUGUUCUGCGAAAGCAGUUUGAUGAAUCUUUGAUGUGUCCACGCGGCAUUUCCUCUUUUGCAAUGUCUUAGCAUGUCCCGAGGUCUUUCAGCCAACUUGCCUUCCCUUCUGUGCGUCUAGUGAGGCUCCCUACUGUCUGUGUUGUGAUCUUCCUUCAUACAAGCUCGACUAUGGCCUCGCUAAUGCCUUCUGUCGUGCCUUGAACUCCCAAUUUCUGUCCCCGUGCUCAAAAUCCAUCUUGCACAUGGCAUUCGAUUCAAGGAAUGUACCACCUCGAAUUGGGCUCAAAGUCCCACUGGGAUGGACAUGCUCGUCCUCGUCCUUCUGCGACGUCUAUGGACGUCGAGCACAUGUCAACAGACAAUGACUACUCGAGAGAAGAUGAUGAUCCGCGACCCCUACACACUCCCUUUGAUCCUCUCAGCAUUCCGCAGGAUGUCUCUCCGCUACAUUCCCCCAACCAUUCGGACGGGUCGACAUUGCUUGAACCUUUGGACAAACCAAUCCGUUUCCUGCAAGAAUUUCGGAGAAUCAAUGCAUUACGACAGCACGUCCAGGAUCUGAGGGUUCGAGUAAGAGACGAAAGAGACCACAUGAAGUUGACAAGGAAGCGCAUGCUCUCUCAGUUGGCCAGGGUUAUGCAGCCUCGGCAAGAUGCAACACAACAGCUGCAGUCCCUACAGCCACUUGUGGAAGAGCUUGACUCGCAAGAAAUCUCCUUUGAAAUUAUGGAAAGCGAUCUUAUACCAGCAGAAUGGAAGCUUAAAGAAGCCGAGCAAAUACUUUACGAAGACAUAUUGGGCAAUGCUGCAAUUGAACGUAGCGACGUGGGUCCUCAUGCAUGGGCGGCAUCUCCGACUUCGCCUGAGUUGCCGUUUACUGAUGAUGUUAUGGAAUUUUUAGCUCGCCAGUCUGAGUAUACUCUGAAAGAACGGCUGUCAGCACUAGAGUCUGCCGAUCGGGGUUUGAGGUCAAAUCUUGAGGAUCUCGAGAGGAAUCACGAGGCGCUUGUUCAAGAUACCAAGAUGCGACUUGCGGCUGGCGUGCCUCUGAGCCUCUAUUCACAGCAACUCAUCGACGAUUACCCCGAUCGACGCGGGGAUCUGUUGAGACAAAUGUCUCUCAUUGCAGAAGCGCAAAAGGCUCUCACAUAUAGGUCGACGAUCGCCAGCGCAUCCAGCACUGCGGUGGACGCCCUCUUUCGUCGUGAUCAAUUUUCCGAUGUUGACACAGACGCGGACAUCCAAAGCGCCAAGUCCAAUGCCGAUGAAACUCUGCGUUUGAUCACUGCAGAUUUCGACAUGCGGCGAGGGGAUGUCUUCCCACUCCUUGCUGAACCCGUGUUGAAUGUUAGUGGAACCUUCGACGCAGCCCAGUCCUGUCCCACAUCUCCAGAUAAUCAAUCUCCAGAUACUGAGGGCGAUGUCGCUGAAAGCUUGAAAAGGAUCAUAUCAAAAUGGAUUCUUCAAUGCGUCAAAUCAUCCUGGCAGUCCUUUAAUCGGUUCGUGUCUGAAGUUGAGGGGUACAUGGAGGGCAAUUUGUCCUAUGAAACAAUCGGGAGAUACAUGCUUCAGACGUGGUUCUCGGAGGAUGUUUCGGUGUCUCAUUUCGAUUCCCGGAAUGAUGUGGAGAGUCUGCGUACCUCCCAGCUGCCUGAUGAUAAGGACAGUUCUCGGUCCGAUGAUGAACAGGCGCACAUGCAGUCGUUAACAAGGGGAUAUAGGUCAAGCAGGUCACUCAUGUUGAGGCCGAGUAGACACAUAUCUCAUAGUCGUGCGAACACUCUUUAAGAAACAUGACAAUUAGAUCCUCGUGCUAUG
Exophiala viscosa is the source of this 1994-nucleotide messenger RNA. RefSeq lists its product as uncharacterized. Lineage: Eukaryota; Fungi; Ascomycota; Eurotiomycetes; Chaetothyriales; Herpotrichiellaceae. The record is from RefSeq and is a predicted model, not a curated record. The transcript is spliced from 3 exons. The coding region runs from base 438 to 1964 and encodes 508 amino acids.